AUGACCCCCGAAAAGCCCGAACGCCCUCCAGAUUCAUCGAACCGCCCGUCGUGGGUGGAAUUUCACGGCGACUUCGAACUUCGAAAUACAGUUGAAUUUGCAGCGCUACCUAACGGGAAGACGGCGAUCAUUGACCUGUUACCGCCAGCUUUGCCGAAUCCCACUAAGAACAGGAAGAUACUUUUGGUUAUUGGUCUUGUGUUAGCAGUGUUUGAUGUGUUCAUUUUACCAAUUGUGUUCUUCUAUUCCCUGACGUAUGCGUCGAGCUUGACACCGAGAUACGUCUUUAUCGUCAUAACGUGCCUCUUUUGCAUGAUGACAUUCGCUCAUUAUACGCAUCGAUGUCUAAGAUUGAUGCUCAAAUGUUCCAUUCGGUACGGGCCAAUUGGCUGGCAGAGAAAAUGGCGUCUGCUGGAGUUCACUAACGUCCAUUUUGCCAUUUGCGCUUCUAUCUUCGAGACUCUACUCUUGAUUGGCACUAUCCCAGAACUUCCAAUCGUUCGGCUCUGUGCGAUGCCGAGCGCCACUAUCUGCUAUUACCUGGGAAUAAUCUUCCUCAUCAGCGCCUUUCUCACACAAAGAGGCUACCGCUUGCCCUUCGACAUGUCCUCCACACCAAAGGGAGCGAUAUGGAGACCGGUAUUACUAGCUAUACUUGAGGAUACGGGGGCGAUCGAAGCACGGGGAGAACUUGCACAUCGAGAGGCCGUGAUGAAGAGAUACGAAGCCAGUCCACCUUUCAGACGCAUGUUGUUGCGGCUUACGUGGUUCUGGGGCAUUAACCUCGUGAUUAUAGCGAUUGUAACAACUAUUUUGAUCGUGGCGUUGGAAGAGAGGAUUGCUUUUGGGGUGGGGUGGGGAGUACCGUAUCUCUGGUCUACGUUGUUCGGGCUUUGGACUGUGCGAUUUGUGAAGAGAAACUUGACGGACGAGAGGGUUGCUUGGCAGACCGGAAGGUAUUUGGGAGCGAGGAUAUAGACUUGUUUUGGGUUGCGGAGCGUUUACAGUUCUUGGGAAUCUGACAAGGAAGGGAAAUGGACAAAUGUUUGAUGAAAGGGCCAGAUCGCAAGUAUUGUCAAAGUAGCCAGCAUUCGCAAUUGCAUCUUUG
Messenger RNA from Hyaloscypha bicolor E, 1108 nucleotides. RefSeq lists its product as uncharacterized. NCBI's taxonomy places the organism in Eukaryota, Fungi, Ascomycota, Leotiomycetes, Helotiales, Hyaloscyphaceae. The transcript is spliced from 4 exons. The record is from RefSeq and is a predicted model, not a curated record. Bases 1 to 978 code for a protein of 325 amino acids.